Molecule: messenger RNA, 3590 nt
Organism: Cynara cardunculus var. scolymus (artichoke)
Lineage: Eukaryota; Viridiplantae; Streptophyta; Magnoliopsida; Asterales; Asteraceae
Product: ISWI chromatin-remodeling complex ATPase CHR17
Exons: 25
Coding region: 107-3319 (1070 amino acids)
Biological process (GO): regulation of transcription by RNA polymerase II; nucleosome organization
Cellular component (GO): chromatin; nucleus
Molecular function (GO): ATP-dependent chromatin remodeler activity; ATP binding; nucleosome binding
Source: RefSeq, a predicted model, not a curated record
UGUGCUUUCUCUCUCUUCGCACCUCUUUAAGUCGGCCCUUUUGCCCUUUUCCCUUCUACCUCCUACAACAUUUGCAGAACUGUGAGGAAAACCCUUGUCGAUCUCCAUGGCAAGACGAUCCAAAUCGAAGGAAUCAACGGAAGAGUCUUUGUCUAAUUCUUCCGAGGAGGAACAGGUCAAUGAUCAGGAAGAAGAAGAAGAUGAGGAGGAACUUGAAGCGGUUGCUCGGCCUGUUGAUUCCGACGAAGAUGAAACCGCCACCGCCGCGGUUGAGGCUACCGGUGAGGAACAGGACGAAGAGGAAGAAUACGAGGAUGGUAAUGAUGAGUCCAACAAUGAAAUUAGUCAUCGUGAAAAGGCCAGAUUAAAGGAAAUGCAAAGGUUGAAGAGACAAAAGAUACAAGAUAUACUGGAUCAGCAAAAUGCUUCUGUUGAGGCUGAUAUGAAUAACAAGGGAAAGGGGAGAUUGAAGUUUUUACUGCAGCAGACAGAACUGUUUGCUCAUUUUGCCAAAAGUGACCAAUCUGCUUCUCAGAAGAAGGUGAAGGGAAGUGGUCGUCAUGCAUCAAAGCUCACUGAAGAAGAAGAGGAUGAGGAGUAUCUCAAGGAAGAAGAAGAUGGUCUGUCAGGAGCAGGACAUACCCGAUUGUUGGUGCAGCCCUCUUGUAUUCAGGGAAAGAUGAGAGAUUAUCAACUUGCUGGCUUAAACUGGCUUAUAAGAUUAUAUGAGAAUGGUAUAAAUGGAAUCCUUGCAGACGAGAUGGGACUUGGUAAGACCUUACAAACCAUCUCCUUGCUUGGUUAUUUGCAUGAGUUUAGAGGAAUAACUGGUCCUCACAUGGUUGUUGCUCCAAAGUCUACUCUUGGCAACUGGAUGAAUGAGAUAAAACGCUUUUGCCCAAUUUUGCGUGCUGUAAAAUUUCUUGGGAAUCCAGAUGAUAGGAAAUAUAUACGGGAAGAGCUACUUGUUGCUGGAAAGUUUGAUGUGUGUGUCACCAGUUUUGAAAUGGCCAUCAAAGAGAAGGCUACCCUACGCCGCUUUAGCUGGCGUUAUAUCAUAAUUGAUGAAGCUCAUCGAAUUAAGAAUGAAAAUUCACUCCUUUCAAAGACCAUGAGGAUAUACAAUACCAACUAUCGUCUUCUUAUCACAGGCACACCACUUCAGAACAACCUUCAUGAGCUCUGGGCACUGCUGAACUUUUUGCUACCUGAGAUUUUUAGCUCUGCUGAAACCUUUGAUGAGUGGUUUCAAAUUUCUGGUGAAAAUGAUCAGGAGGAGGUUGUUCAACAGCUUCACAAGGUUCUAAGGCCCUUCUUACUUCGAAGAUUGAAGUCAGAUGUGGAGAAAGGUUUACCUCCUAAGAAAGAAACCAUUCUCAAGGUUGGAAUGUCUCAAAUGCAGAAGCAAUAUUAUAAGGCUUUACUGCAGAAAGAUCUUGAGGUAGUAAAUGCUGGAGGUGAGCGAAAGCGCCUGUUGAAUAUUGCUAUGCAGCUCCGCAAAUGCUGCAAUCAUCCAUAUCUUUUUCAAGGAGCUGAACCUGGUCCUCCUUAUACUACUGGGGAUCAUCUUGUAACAAAUGCAGGCAAAAUGGUACUUCUAGACAAGUUGCUCCCAAAAUUGAAGGAGCGUGAUUCAAGGGUCUUAAUAUUCUCACAGAUGACAAGACUGCUGGACAUUCUUGAAGAUUACUUAAUGUAUCGUGGAUAUUUGUAUUGCCGUAUUGAUGGAAAUACUGGUGGUGAAGAUCGUGAUGCUUCAAUUGAUGCCUUCAAUAAGCCAGGAAGUGAAAAGUUUGUGUUUUUGUUAUCAACUAGAGCUGGAGGCCUUGGUAUCAAUCUUGCUACUGCAGAUAUCGUUAUUCUUUAUGAUAGUGACUGGAAUCCACAAGUGGAUUUGCAAGCUCAGGAUCGUGCUCAUAGGAUUGGGCAGAAGAAAGAGGUUCAAGUGUUCCGGUUCUGCACUGAGUACACUAUAGAGGAGAAGGUCAUUGAAAGGGCUUAUAAAAAGCUUGCACUUGAUGCUUUAGUUAUUCAACAAGGACGCCUAGCGGAGCAAAAAACGGUAAACAAAGAUGAGCUGCUACAGAUGGUGAGAUUUGGUGCUGAAAUGGUGUUCAGUUCAAAGGAUAGUACAAUCACGGACGAAGAUAUCGAUAGAAUCAUUGCUAAAGGAGAGGAGGCAACUGCUGAGCUUGAUGCCAAGAUGAAAAAAUUUACAGAAGAUGCAAUAAAGUUCAAAAUGGAUGACACUGCUGAUUUGUAUGAUUUUGAUGACGAUAAGGACGAGAACAAGUUUGAUUUUAAGAAGAUCGUCAGUGAUAACUGGGUCGAGCCUCCAAAAAGAGAGCGGAAGCGCAACUACUCGGAAUCAGAAUACUUCAAGCAAACAAUGCGUCAAAGUGGUCCAGCAAGGCCAAAGGAACCCAGGAUUCCUCGCAUGCCACAAUUGCAUGACUUCCAGUUCUUCAACACACAAAGGCUUAGUGAGCUGUAUGAGAAAGAAGUGCGCUAUCUCAUGGUGCAGGCACAACAGAAGAAUCAAGUGAAAGACUCGAUAGAAGUUGAUGAACCAGAAGAGGUGGGAGACCCUUUGACUGCUGAAGAGCAAGAAGAAAAAGAGAAACUACUGGAAGAAGGAUUCUCCACGUGGAGUAGGAGAGACUUCAAUACAUUCAUAAGGGCCUGUGAGAAGUAUGGCCGGAGUGAUGUGGGUAGUAUUGUUUCUGAAAUGGAAGGAAAAUCGGAGGAGGAAGUUGAAAGAUAUGCCCGAGUCUUUAAAGAAAGAUACAAGGAAUUGAAUGAUUAUGAUCGAAUCAUCAAAAACAUUGAGAGAGGGGAGGCUAGAAUUUCUCGUAAAGAUGAAAUAAUGAAAGCAAUAGGAAAGAAAUUAGACCGUUACAAGAAUCCUUGGCUGGAGCUUAAAAUUCAGUAUGGUCAGAACAAAGGCAAGCUCUACAAUGAAGAAUGUGAUCGAUUCAUGAUUUGCAUGGUUCACAAACUUGGUUAUGGGAACUGGGAUGAACUGAAGGCAGCAUUUCGGACAUCACCUUUGUUCAGAUUUGACUGGUUUGUCAAGUCUCGAACUACUCAGGAACUUGCAAGGAGAUGUGAUACACUCAUUCGUUUGGUGGAGAGGGAAAAUCAAGAAUAUGACGAGAGGGAGAGACAGGCUCGUAAAGAGAAGAAACUUGCUAAGAACAUGACACCAUCGAAGCGGGCCAUGGCACGUCAAGCAACAGAGAGCCCACCUUCUACUAUAAAGAAGCGGAAGCAAUCGUCAAUGGAUGACUAUGUUAACUCGGGAAAGAAAGGCAAAUGAUGAGAGGAGCUUGGAUGCAGCAUCUGAUUAAUAGUAGUAGUGGUCAUAGAUGAGUAGUUAGUAAGUAGUAUAUAUAUGAAUUUGGCAUUGCCAGAAUAGGCAGGAGGGAACAUGGGUGUAUACAAUGUUAAUUUGGUGCUACUCUGAUCGGAUCUCAAAUACUGUUAACUGGUGCUUACCAAUUUCGGUUUUUUAUAUUUUGUAUUCAGCUGCAGUUGAAGAACAGGGCAUGUUUUGCUUGUUUAAAUACCAUGGAACUUAUAAAAGCUCU